AUGUCCACCUUAUUGUCAACGAUCGGCUUCUCACUUCUGAUCAUGGAAGCCCUCAUUGGAAUGGGAGCAAAUGGAUUUAUUGUCCUCACCAACAUCAUUGACUGGCUGAGAAGAAGGAAACUCUCCAUGACUGAUCUGAUCCUGACCAGUCUUGGCUUGGCCAGACUGGCUUGGCUGGCAGCAGUGAUUCUAGAUGUGACUAUGGUUUCCUUUUUUCUGAGCACCUAUGCGUUGGAUCAUGUACAUUUAAUGUUUACCAUCAUGUGGGUAUUUACAAACAGUGUCAACCUUUGGUUUGCUUCUUGUCUCGGCGUUUGGAACUUAAUGAAGAUCGCCAUCUUCUCCCACCCUGUUUUCCUCCAGGUGAAGAGACGUUUCUCUGGGCUGGUCCCAUGGCUGCUGCUGGGCUCAAUCGUCUUGUCUGCUUUUAUGACUAUUAUUGUUAUCGCAGCUUUGAAAACUGGCUCUUCCAUUUACAACCCAUACAGCAGUGAGUCAGAAAUUAGAAAUCGUUCUUUAAGUAAGAGGCUUGCUAUUAUAAGCAUUGCCCCAACUUUCAUCCCCUUGGCAUUUUUUGCAUUCUCCAUCAUCUUCUUAAUAAUCUCUCUCUGGAAGCACAUGAGACAUUUGCAACACGAUGGAAUCAUCACCAGCCAUCUCAACACCAAGGUUCACUUGACUGCCAUCAAAGCCCUGGUUUCCUUUGCUAAUCUGUACUUGUUCAGUUUUGUGGUGAUCGUUACAAAGGGAAUGCUGAGCGGGAGAAUAAAGGAUCCUGAUGAAACGUCUGUGUUUUUUCACAAUGUGAGUGCUCUGUACCCCUCUGGGCAUUCCAUCAUCCUGAUAUUAAUUAAUCCCAAGAUGAAACAGGCGUGGGUCAGGAUGAUGCACCACUUAAAAUGCCCUCUGAGGAAGACACCAUCUUAA
This is a messenger RNA of Euleptes europaea (tarantolino), 927 nucleotides long. RefSeq names its product taste receptor type 2 member 7-like. NCBI's taxonomy places the organism in Eukaryota, Metazoa, Chordata, Lepidosauria, Squamata, Sphaerodactylidae. Gene Ontology annotation, cellular component: membrane. The transcript has a single exon. Gene Ontology annotation, biological process: sensory perception of taste; detection of chemical stimulus involved in sensory perception of bitter taste; G protein-coupled receptor signaling pathway. Gene Ontology annotation, molecular function: bitter taste receptor activity; G protein-coupled receptor activity. The coding region runs from base 1 to 927 and encodes 308 amino acids. The record is from RefSeq and is a predicted model, not a curated record.